Galeopterus variegatus (Sunda flying lemur) is the source of this 8091-nucleotide messenger RNA. RefSeq names its product PHD finger protein 21A (gene PHF21A). The record is from RefSeq and is a predicted model, not a curated record. NCBI's taxonomy places the organism in Eukaryota, Metazoa, Chordata, Mammalia, Dermoptera, Cynocephalidae. Gene Ontology annotation, molecular function: chromatin binding. The transcript is spliced from 20 exons. Gene Ontology annotation, cellular component: histone deacetylase complex. The coding region runs from base 1384 to 3450 and encodes 688 amino acids. Gene Ontology annotation, biological process: negative regulation of transcription by RNA polymerase II.
UGGGGUGCAGAUGUGCCGAGAGUGAUUUCUAAGUAGUUGAGUUGUUGAGAUGAGGGCAGGACUGUUAAUGGUAGGCAGGUUUUGUUUUCAUUGGUGAAUCUGGUGUCAUCAUAUUCCGGUCAUAUGUUGAAAUAUUCUUUGUUUAGGUCUUGAAGUAGAGGAUCUCACUCUGCACGUCCACAUUGUGUUGUUUUUAAAUGAUGUCUCUAGGAGUAUGGAUUUCUAGAAUUUCAACUGGGAGUUAAGGUCCGGGAGUGUGUGGGCCUCAGAACUGGCCUUGACAGUGAACUUUGUGGCUGUGUUUCGGAUUUCAAAGAUUUGCCCCAUAGCGGGGGUGCGAGUUGUGCAUUUUUCUUAAUAGUCGGUGUCAGAAAUGUAGGUGCUUGAGCUGGGGAAGUUAGAGAGGGAAGAACAUUUAUGUAUUAAUAAUUGAUAGCUGAAAGCUGAAUAUUAGAAUCAGAUUAAUUUGGGCUGAUGAAAGUUUUUUUUCUUUUUUCUUUUUUUUUUAAAGCGGUUGUGCACUCUAGGAAGGAAGCCUUUUCAUAGGCACACUUUAUAGGGGUUCUUUAGGGCAAGCAGCUGGAAUAUCUCCUCUUAGAGAGGAUACUCAUCAACAUCUGUAGCUUUAUUGGGGGUCUGGUAAGGGGACUGAAAUUGGGGCUAAAACAUGUAAGCAUACUUUUCAAUGUUUAUGUUAUUUGUUUAUAUCUGGUGUUCACUCACGUUUGGGCAGUAGAAAUAAAUAGGUCAGCUUUUCUUUUGGUUUCUGAAGACUAAUCCCCUCCUCCCUCUAUUUUUAAGUUUUACAAUUUACUUGGUUUACAGCAUUGUUGGAAUCUGUUACUAUAUUUUUACUGGAAAUAUUAUUAUUCAUUUUAAUUCUGACAUAUAAGUGGUGGAUGGGGCCCUAUUUUAGCUUUGAAGGGUCCAUCCUUUUUCCUGUUCAGUCAUCUGCAAGGAGCUACGUCAGAAAUACUCUUCUUCUGCUUACAUGAAGAUCUCUAAAUGCUAUCCAGCAGGAGGUGCUACAGCAAGAUACAGGAAAUUUUAAAAUUUUGAUCGUCUUGCUACUUAUUACAGCUCUACUUAGCUUCACCUAAGCAACAGGAUUAAUACCUUAAAGUUCCAGAAAGAUUUUGAGGGGCUAGAGAGCUGAAAGAGAGCCAGUUUUCCCAAAAUUGGACUUCUCAGAACCUUUAAUAUGCUAAUGUGCAUUGUGAAUCUCCAAGAGGGGGAUAUGAUAUGCAGCAUUCUUGAAUACUUCUAAUGACAGGGAGCCCACUACCUCAUAAGCUGCAGCGAGAAGAGGAGUUUGUUAUUUUAAACGGAGGCUGAAGAAACUAUAGAAUUAGCAGACAAAAGAGAAAGUGGAGAAGGUAGAGGAUGGAGUUGCAGACUCUACAGGAGGCUCUUAAAGUGGAAAUUCAAGUUCACCAGAAACUGGUUGCUCAAAUGAAGCAGGAUCCACAGAUAUUUUUUCUUUCCAAUCAGAAUGCUGACUUAAAGAAACAGCUUCAUGAACUCCAAGCCAAAAUCACAGCUUUGAGUGAGAAACAGAAAAGAGUAGUUGAACAGCUACGGAAGAACCUGAUAGUAAAGCAAGAACAACCAGACAAGUUCCAAAUACAGCCAUUGCCACAAUCUGAAAACAAACUACAAACAGCACAGCAGCAACCACUACAGCAACUACAGCAACAACAGCAGUACCACCACCACCACGCCCAGCAGUCUGCUGCACCCUCUCCCAGUUUGACUGCUUCACAGAAGACUGUAACUACAGCUUCUAUGAUUACCACAAAGACACUACCUCUCGUCUUGAAAGCAGCAACUGCGACCAUGCCUACUUCUGUUGUGGGCCAGAGACCUACCAUUGCUAUGGUGACCGCCAUCAACAGUCAGAAGGCUGUGCUCAGCACUGAUGUGCAGAACACACCAGUCAACCUCCAGACGUCUAGUAAGGUCACUGGGCCUGGGGCAGAGGCUGUCCAAAUUGUGGCAAAAAACACAGUCACUCUGCAGGUUCAGGCAACACCUCCUCAGCCCAUCAAAGUACCACAGUUUAUUCCCCCUCCUAGACUCACUCCACGUCCAAACUUUCUUCCACAGGUUCGACCCAAGCCUGUGGCCCAGAAUAACAUUCCUAUUGCCCCAGCACCUCCUCCCAUGCUUGCAGCUCCUCAGCUUAUCCAGAGGCCCGUCAUGCUGACCAAGUUCACCCCCACAACCCUUCCCACAUCCCAGAAUUCCAUUCACCCCGUCCGUGUCGUCAAUGGGCAGACUGCAACCAUAGCCAAAACGUUCCCCAUGGCCCAGCUCACCAGCAUUGUGAUAGCUACUCCAGGGACCAGACUCGCUGGACCUCAAACUGUACAGCUUAGCAAGCCAAGCCUUGAAAAACAGACAGUUAAAUCUCACACAGAAACAGAUGAGAAACAAACAGAGAGCCGUACCAUCACCCCACCUGCUGUACCCAAACCAAAACGGGAAGAGAAUCCUCAGAAACUUGCCUUCAUGGUGUCUCUAGGGCUGGUAACACAUGACCAUCUAGAAGAAAUCCAAAGCAAAAGGCAAGAGCGAAAAAGAAGAACGACAGCAAAUCCAGUAUAUAGUGGAGCAGUCUUUGAGCCGGAGCGUAAGAAGAGCGCAGUCACAUACCUAAACAGCACAAUGCAUCCUGGGACCCGGAAGAGAGGUCGUCCUCCAAAAUACAAUGCAGUGCUGGGGUUUGGAGCCCUUACCCCAACAUCCCCCCCAUCCAGUCAUCCUGACUCCCCUGAAAAUGAAAAGACAGAGACCACAUUCACUUUCCCUGCACCUGUUCAGCCUGUGUCCCUGCCCAGCCCCACCUCCACAGACGGUGAUAUUCAUGAGGAUUUUUGCAGCGUUUGCAGAAAAAGUGGCCAGUUGCUGAUGUGCGACACGUGUUCCCGUGUGUAUCAUCUGGACUGCUUAGACCCUCCUCUGAAAACGAUUCCCAAGGGCAUGUGGAUCUGUCCCAGAUGUCAGGACCAGAUGCUAAAGAAGGAAGAAGCAAUUCCAUGGCCUGGAACUUUAGCAAUUGUUCAUUCCUAUAUUGCCUACAAAGCAGCAAAAGAAGAAGAGAAACAGAAGUUACUUAAAUGGAGUUCAGAUUUGAAACAAGAACGAGAACAGCUAGAGCAGAAGGUGAAGCAGCUCAGCAGCUCUAUAAGUAAAUGCAUGGAAAUGAAGAAUACCAUCCUGGCCCGGCAGAAGGAGAUGCAUAGCUCCCUGGAGAAGGUAAAACAACUGAUUCGCCUCAUCCACGGCAUUGACCUCUCCAAACCUGUAGACUCUGAGGCCACUGUGGGGGCCAUCUCCAAUGGCCCGGACUGUACCCCCCCUGCCAAUGCCACCACCUCCACACCGGCCCCCUCCCCAUCCUCCCAGAGCUGCACAGUGAACUGUAACCAGGGGGAAGAGACUAAAUAACAGAGCCCCUCUAGGAGAAGCCACGGGAUCCCGGCGGCAAGGAGAGGCAAAACACUGAAGACUCUAGAAAAGCAAAGCCGGAUUUCUUCUGGAAAGUGCAGAAUUCUUUUGGUUCUUUGGUUCCAGAGAGAGAGAAGAUGCUUGUGCCAGGUGGCACUAGAGUUUGCCAAUUGAUCCUUCUUAUUCUGUGUGUACAUGCAAAGAUUGGACCAUGUUACAUGAAAUAGUGCCAGCUGGAGGUUCUUUGCCAGCACCAUGCCAAGUGAAAUAAUAUAUUUACUCUCUCUAUUAUACACCAGUGUGUGCCUGCAGCAGCCUCCACAGCCACGAUGGGUUUGUUUUUGUUUUGUGGGGUGGGGAGCAGGGACGGGCGGAGGGAGGAAAGCAGGUUUCAGAUCCUUAUUUGCCAGAGAGGUUUGUUUAGGUAGAGAAGACAAGUCCAAAGAGUGUGUGGGCUUUCCUAUUUCUAAACUUUCUCACUACUAUAAAACCAAAAAAAGGAAAUUGAGAUUUAACCAACCCCAGUGCCCAGAAGAGGGAAGGGGAGGGGCAGGGAGGGACCAAGGGGUGGGAAAGUAUAUCAAAUAAGCAGUAUUUAAUCUUGUCGAGGAGGGCCUAGUGCCAGGAGAGCUGGACACCAAGAACAGCCCCUAGGUUCUUCUUCCUGAGUGCUUGCUCCUGCCGUGGGUACCCCCAGCACUCCCAACGCCUCGCGAGCCCUUUCCUUCCUUGCUUGGUGAAUUGCACGUCCCUGUGGUGAUCCUGUUAUGUUCCCUUUCCAAGAACAAGCAGAGCCAGGCCCUGCUGGCCCUCGCUUGAGGCAGGGAAGAAGGGUGUGUGUGUUCAGGAAGGAAAAAAGGUGGAUCAGUGAUUUUACUUGAAAACAAGCUCCAUCCCUUUUCUAUAUUUAUAAGAAGAGAAGAUCCUAAGCGAAGCAGCACGCGACCCAGGUGUGUGUGAAUUGAAUGGAGACAUUUCUUUUCUCUUUUUUUUAUUUUUGUCUUUUUUUUUCUUUAAAGAAAGUUUUAUUUUGUUGCUUAUUUACUUUUUUGGUAACAAAAACUAAAAUAAGGAAUAGAAAAGCUGUUUUUCAGGCUGACAGUCCAAUUAAGGGUAGUCGAGACCUUGCAUGGUAGAAUAGGAAUCAUAGUGUCAGUGAGGUCCAGUGAGUCUUUGUGAGUCCUUGUGUCAUCGUUCGGGCACUGUUUUUUUAUGCAAGGGCAAAAAUCUUUGUAUCUGGGGAAAAAACAACUUUUUUUUAAAUUAAAAAGGAAAAUAAAAGAUAUUGAGGUCUUCCUAGUGUUACUUAAAUUAAGAUCAAAGAAAGAAACAUUGUAAAAAAAAAUUACAAAAGUGCUAUUUGUUUCCUAAAAACAGUGAUUUCUAUUAAAAAGGUGUCAGAACUGGAGAAAAUAUGCCGUGUAGUUAUAAUUUUUUAGCACAGAACCUGCUGAUCAUGAUGACGUUUUGCUGUGUGUAUCUCUAGACUGGUGGGCCAGUCUCUAGGAAGGGCAGGGGCGGGACUCUCCUCACCCUUCUCCACUCCUCAGAAAAGACUGUCCUCUCUUCUUGGUGCAGGGAUCUUGUCUCCUGUUUUUGAAACCCACAUGGAGUGUGUACUGGGUCAGGCCAUCCCCUCCUCAGAUUUUGCUAGAGCAAAGGCUGGUGCCUCAAUAAAAUCCCUUCCUUUGGUGCUGUUCUUGGUCUUUCAGCCACCAGCAUUAUGAGUGCCUGGGGGACACCUCUGUGGGAAAUGGCCCCUGAACCUCAGUGGUGCCCAUGCAGCCUGGCCUUGGUGGGGAGGGCACGGGGGUGCAGGCUGGCUGCAUUAGCCCUUGGUGCUUAGAAAGAACAAAGCAGGAGUGCGAUGUCUUAAGGGAACGUGGUGGUGUCUGAGAUAGGACCGCGGAGUCUUGCCUUUGAAAAGCAAUCUGAAGCUCCAGCUACUUUCUCUGCCUGCUGGCUCCAGGCACUGGAGGUGGGAUUUACUCCACUCUGCCCACCCACAGCUUCCUGGUGACCCAUGACUAGAAUCGCUGUGCUUGUCUUGGCUUGGCUGUUGUGGCUUCUCCUUCUUGGGAAAACCAUGGUUCUGAGAGGCUCAGACCAUUUCUCUCAUCUUGCCUUGUGGAAAUGGAUUGUGUUGGAUGUGUGCUUUCGCUGGAGACCUUUGCCCAUUGUGAGCCUCUGGCUGAUGGGAGAGAGGCAGUGGCUGUGCACCCUGGCCCUAUUGGAACAUCUCUCCCAAUUCCACCCAGGAAGGACCAGAGUCUAGGAACAGCAGAAGAGGCCCAUUAGCUUCUCUCCCACCCAGUUAGGCCCAGAGAGGCAAGAUGGAUGCUAAGGUAAAUGCAGCAGAGAAGAGAUGCUUCUUAGAGUAAAUGUGUCUCAUUCAUACCAGCCAUUUUCACUCAUCUUCCUAGGGAUGUCAGGGGGUUAAGUCUGGCUGCACAGGACAGGCCUUGGAAUCAGUCCCCAGCUACUAUGUUGAUUGAGAGGGACAGAGAACAGUCCCCUUUUCUCAUAUGGAAACCAAGGUGCUGUGUCUAGUCAGGGAGCUUUGGAAAUGCCUGGACUAGUUAAAGGAAUAGUUGGCGGAGGAUCAGACCAGCAGCAGGCUGCACACCCUGUCUUAGAGCCCUCCUAUUUGGCCUGUCUGGGCCCAUAGGCUGGGGGUUGCCACACAAUACCUAUCUUUUUUCAAAAGAAGAAGUUGGGAAGCCAUCAUUACUAGAGGCCUUUGCUCCCUGAGGAGCUGCCUGAGGAGUCUUGAGGGUGGGGGGACAGGGCUAGGGUUUGACCAGUGUUUUGCCUGCUGCUGUGAGCUGUGUCCGCUACAUUCCAGCCUUGCCUAAAGUUGGGGUAUAGACUCUUCCUAAUGUUCAGAUAUGAGCUGUUUUGUGAGUCAGCUACUAUGGAGUACAAAAUGUAACCCUGCCCCACCAAACCUACAUUCUGGACUCAAAUUCCCAAACACUGCUUUACUAAAAAGAAAAGGCCCUGGUUACUCAAUCUCCUUUUCCUUCACUGUCCUGCCAAGAGAGAAGAGCUCUUCUCUGUCCCCCCCAGACCUGAGGGUGCCUGUGACUACCUGAGACGCACUUUCAUGACGCUUCUCCACCCAAGCUGCCUCCACGUCCUUUUUCCUCCUUUCCUUCUGCUGCUGACAGCCACUUACUGAGGCCAGCUGGCUUUGCAGUCACUUCAGAGACUAGGGAGUGGCUGCCCGCUGGGCCCUUGACUGUCAGUACCUGAUCAGGCGCUGCUCCCUGGAGGCAGUGAGGUCAUGUUGCUGUCUUCUCUGCCUCACACAUUCUUGCUGCCUGCAGGUCCUUUUUCUUUCAUGCAGCCUGCUCGGUCUUGCCUCACCUCUGCUGAGCUCAUCUGGAGUUCUGAUUUCUUCCUUCCUUAUCAGGCCCUUUAGGGAGAGCCUGCUAGUUGUACCUGACAGGGAGACUGAGCUAAGACAGUCCCUGGUGGGGCCUUACCUGUGUGGGGCCUGUCUCUAGAGCCUGUUGACAUGGCCUUUACAGCCUCCAGCUGGCACCAUCUGAGGGGCCCAGUUUCCCUGCAGGGCCUGCCUCUCUGUCUGUGCUGCCUCUUGGCUCAGACCCAAUAGGCGGUGUGAAUCGGUGCAACUGUGCACAACUCUUCCCGUGAGGGUGGCCGUGCUUGCAGCUCACCUUGGUCUCUGCAUGUACAGCUGCUUCUGCAGCCACCUUUCUGCUCCUUCCUCUUUUGGGGCCAUCAGAGCCUCCUUGGGCUCCCCCCUUCAACCCUCCAGCGAAUGCGUGCGUGUGCACGCGCGCACAUGGUUUCUUCCCUUCGCUCCCUUUUAGGGUGUGGUUCUUAUUUAUCUAAAGGGCUGAAUUUAGGAGACUUUUACCCCAGGAGCAAAAGGCUCUUAGGACAGUAGAAUGGAAGGUGGCCAGAUACAUUUUCCAGGCCCUAGGUUCUCCAGAUCCCCUGGCUUCUGUUGGAUGGAGGCAAAUUUGCUGUGCAUAAAUAACUGUGGACCUCACCCCUAGCCGUCAGCCAGGCCCCUUGGCAGGAAACAAGAGUCCCAUUCUCACCCUGACUUGCAGCCUGUGUUGUGUCAGCUCCUCUCCAAGAAAGGAGUGGGUGACCCCUGGGAAGAUUCCUCUGGCCCUCCCACUAGAGUGAAGGGAGGAAGCUGGGGGUCACCCCUCCAGAGAGCCAGGGUGAGAAUUCUUUUAAAAAUAACUCUUGUAAAGGGAGGGCAGGGCUCACAAAUUCCACUUGGCAGCCUCCUCCCACAAGGUCCUUCCUCCUUAAGGACUCUACCCCCCCCCUCCCGCCCAGCAGCCUUUGGCUCCUGUACCUCCUUCCAAUGUAAUUGGUCCUCAGCCCAGGGUGAGCUGCAGUCAGGCAGGGCGGGACAGGCAGGCCAGAGGUCAGCAGCUCCGUGCAGAGAAGAGCCAGCCAGACCCCAAUCCUGUCUCUUGUCCAUGCCCUUUGUGAUUUCAGUCUUGGUAGAACUUGUAUUUGGAGUUUUGUGCUUCAAAGUUUUUGUUUUUGUUUGUUUGGUUUUUGUUUUGAGGGGGUGGGGGGGAUACAGAGCAGCUGAUCAAUUUGUAUUUAUUUAUUUUAACAUUUUACUAAAUAAAGCCAAAUAAAGUC